This is a messenger RNA of Rattus norvegicus (Norway rat), 857 nucleotides long. RefSeq names its product PHD finger protein 5A (gene Phf5a). The record is from RefSeq and is marked provisional. The transcript has 4 exons. Lineage: Eukaryota; Metazoa; Chordata; Mammalia; Rodentia; Muridae. Bases 1 to 333 code for a protein of 110 amino acids. Gene Ontology annotation, biological process: mRNA splicing, via spliceosome. Gene Ontology annotation, cellular component: nuclear speck; nucleus.
AUGGCUAAACAUCAUCCAGAUUUGAUUUUCUGCCGCAAGCAGGCUGGUGUAGCUAUCGGAAGACUGUGUGAAAAAUGUGAUGGCAAAUGUGUGAUCUGCGAUUCCUACGUGCGUCCCUGUACCCUGGUUCGCAUAUGUGAUGAGUGUAACUAUGGAUCCUACCAGGGCCGCUGCGUGAUCUGUGGAGGUCCCGGAGUCUCUGAUGCCUACUAUUGUAAAGAGUGCACCAUUCAGGAGAAGGAUAGAGAUGGUUGCCCAAAGAUUGUCAAUUUGGGGAGCUCUAAGACAGACCUGUUCUAUGAGCGCAAAAAAUACGGUUUCAAGAAGAGGUGAUGGCUGGGUGGCUCCUUCCUCCCCCAUCGAACUGCUGCAGCUUCCAGGAAAGACGCCUACUACCACCAGCAGAAAGGGAACGGAGUUCAGAGUGUCACCAGAGCAGCCUGCUAGUGCUAGCGCCCUGGCCCCUGCCACCCCUUCUUUCCCUUCCCCGUGUUGCUGAGAUGGAAGCGAGUUCCCACACAGCAAGCACCCUUGCAGACUGGAGGAGAUGUCACUCACUUAGUCUGUAGUUUCCUUUUGUUUUUAGUUGAAAAGCAAGGCUCUGCUCUCCACAUCGAUCCUUUCCACUACAAAAGCUUCAGAGCACGUCAGUAUACCGCCUUGACAAAACUGUCAUUCAGAAGUGUGCUCUUGCAGCAGCUAUGAUGGGGUUGUCCUGGACCCUCAGGGUGGCCAGGUGCCAUCAGAACAGUAAUGUGAUGUGACAUUUCCCAGGUGGUGCUGGGUUCAUUGUUAAUUUCCUUCUUAUAAAUUGGAAGUUUCUGUUAUUCUAAUAAAGUUGUCUGUAUUUUCUGGAA